GCGGGUUGGUUGGGCUUGUGUUUACAGCUCGGCUGGAUGCUGUUGGCUGCUGAUGCUAUUGGGAAAGUGCAAUGUUGUGCCAACCACCACUGGAAUAAAUACAACCGUGGGAAUAAAGGUGAUUUUGCUCAUCAUCUCCCACCGCUUCCUCCUCCCGUCUUCCAUUCAUGAGCAGCGUGGCUGAAUUUAACAGCGGCAGCCAUGGAUGACAAGGGCUCGGUGGGGAAGAUUAGCGUGUCUUCGGACUCAGUGUCCACUCUCAACAGUGAGGACUUUGUCCUUGUGUCCCGGCUGGGGGACGAGACACCCUCCUCCACUAAUAAUGGUAGUGAUGACGAAAAGACAGGACUGAAGGUGAUUUCUGAGGAAGGGGUCAGCUUUAAGAUUGUGGGGAAUGGAAGUGAGCAGCAGCUCCAGAGGGAGUUAGAGGAUGUCCUCAUGGACCCGUCGGUAGCUGACACUGGGUUCGGACCAGAAACAGGAAUGGACACCCUCGGUGGGGGCGACCAUGGCCUUCUUCCCACUACAGCCUCACCUGUACCGCCAGGCUCUGACCCUCUAAGUGCACCCCCAGCCAAGGUGGAGAUGGUACUCCCAGUUCAGACGGCUCAAGAGAGUGAGCUGAAUGAGAGGUCGUAUCGAGCAGAUGAAUCAUCAUCAGAUGGCAGUCCUAGCAGUCCCAUCCCAGAUGAGGACAGUGUUGUCUUCAGCCAGCUGACAUAUCUGGGGUGCGCCUCGGUCAACGCCCCACGCAGUGAGGUGGAGGCCCUCCGUAUGAUGAGCAUCCUCAGAGGGCAGUGCCAAGUUCCCCUGGACGUCACGCUGUCUGUACCGGGUGUGUCAGAGGGCACUGUCAGGUUGUUGGACCCCAACAGCAGUACAGAGAUCUCCAACUACCCAAUCUAUAAGAUUCUAUUCUGUGUGCGAGGCCAUGAUGGCACACCAGAAAGCGACUGCUUUGCCUUCACUGAGAGCCACUACAAUGCUGAGAUCUUCAGGAUCCAUGUGUUCCGCUGCCAAAUCCAAGAGGCGGUGAGUAGGAUACUGUACAGCUUUGCCACAGCAUUUCGGCGUUCAGCUAAGAGGGCAGUUCUGUCAUCUCAGCAGACUGCUCCACUCACCCCUGACAGUGACUUGUUUACCUUCACCGUCAGCCUGGAAAUCAAGGAGGAUGAUGGGAAGGGUACCUUCAGUGCUGUAGCAAAAGACAAGGACAAGCAGAGCUUCAAACUGCGUGCAGGAAUGGACAAGAAAAUUGUCAUUUAUGUCCAGCAGACUUCCAAUAAGGAGUUGGCUAUUGAGAGGUGUUUCGGUCUCCUGCUCAGCCCAGGGAAGAAUGUGAAGAACAGUGACAUGCACCUGUUAGACCUGGAGUCAAUGGGAAAGAGCUCCGACGGGAAGUCUUACAUCAUCACAGGAAGCUGGAACCCCAACACGCCUCAGUUCCAGGCUGUGAAUGAGGAAACGCCCAAAGAUAAAUUCAUGUACAUGACGACAGCAGUGGACCUGGUGAUCACAGAGGUGGAGGAGCCAGUCCGUUUUCUGCUGGAGACGAGGGUCAGAGUGUGCUCUCCAAAUGACAGGCUGUUCUGGCCCUUCAGCAAGCGUAGCUACACUGAGACCUUCUACCUUAAACUACGACAGAUGGAACGGAAGGAGCGCAAGAGUCCUGCCUCUGACACACUGUAUGAGGUGGUGAGUUUGGAAAGCGAAACUGAGAGGGAAAAACGGAAGACCACAGCAAGUCCUGGUAUCCUGCCCAGUGGGCCUGGUACCAUGGUUUCAUCACCACCUGAGGAUGAUGAAGAAGAAGAUAAUGAUGAGCCGUUACUCAGCGGGUCAGGUGACGUUUCUAAGGAAUGUGCUGAGAAGAUCUUGGAGACCUGGGGUGACUUGUUAUCCAAGUGGCAUCUGAAUUUAUCAGUGCGUCCCAGGCAGCUGCCAGCUUUGGUGCGGAGUGGCAUCCCAGAGGCUCUCCGUGGGGAGGUGUGGCAGCUCCUGGCAGGCUGCCAUAACAAUGACCACCAGGUCGAGGAGUAUCGCACUCUUAUAACAAAGGAGUCCCCACAGGACAGUGCCAUCACCAGGGACAUUAACAGGACAUUCCCAGCUCAUGACUACUUCAAAGACACUGGAGGAGAUGGACAAGACUCCCUCUAUAAGAUCUGCAAGGCGUACUCUGUGUAUGACGAGGAGAUUGGCUACUGCCAGGGACAAUCUUUCUUGGCUGCUGUGCUGCUGCUGCACAUGCCAGAGGAGCAAGCUUUCAGUGUGCUUGUCAAGAUCAUGUUUGAUUACGGGCUCAGGGACCUUUUCAAGCAGAACUUUGAAGAUCUGCAUUGCAAGUUCUUCCAACUUGAGAGACUCAUGCAGGAAUAUAUUCCAGAUCUGUACAACCAUUUCCUGAACGUGGGUCUGGAGGCUCAUAUGUACGCUUCUCAGUGGUUCCUCACCCUCUUCACAGCCAAGUUCCCUCUUUACAUGGUCUUCCAUAUCAUCGACCUGUUACUGUGUGAGGGCAUCAGCGUGAUCUUCAAUGUAGCCUUGGCACUUCUGAAGACAUCAAAAGACGAUCUGAUCCAAACUGACUUUGAGGGUGCACUGAAAUUCUUUCGUGUCCCGGUUCCGAAAAGGUAUCGCUCUGAGGAAAAUGCAAAGAAACUGAUGGAGCUGGCCUGUAGCAUGAAGAUCAGGCAGCAGAAGCUAAAGAAAUUUGAGAAGGAGUACCACACCAUCAGGGAGCAGCAGGAGCAGCAGGAGGCCCCCAUUGAGAGAUAUGAGCGGGAGAACCGUCGUUUGCAAGAGGCGAACAUGCGCCUGGAGCAGGAGAAUGACGACCUGGCACAUGAACUUGUCAGCAGCAAGAUUGCCCUGCGUAAAGACCUCGACAAUGCUGAGGAGAAGGCAGAUGCCCUGAAUAAAGAGUUGCUGCUGACCAAACAGAAACUGGUGGACUCAGAGGACGAGAAGAGACGACUGGAGGAAGAGUCUGCACAGCUGAAGGAGAUGUGCAGACGAGAGCUUGAUAAGUCUGAAUCAGAGAUUAAGAAGAACGGAUCCAUUAUUGGAGAAUAUAAGCAGAUCUGCUCCCAGCUGAGCGAACGACUGGAGAAACAGCAGACAGCCAACCGAGGAGAGCUGGAGAAAAUUCGGUCCAAAGUGGAAGGCUGUGAAAAGUGCAGCAGUCUUUUCAACAAAGAGGGUCGUGUACGGGCUGUGACCACAGCGCCUGCUGGGGAGAAUGAGGAGACAGACGAGGAGAAGGAAGGUUUGAAGAACCAGCUGAGGGAGAUGGAGCUGGAACUAGCCCAGACUAAACUGCAGCUGGUGGAGGCUGAGUGCAAAAUCCAGGACCUGGAGCACCAUCUGGGUCUGGCCCUCAACGAGGUGCAGGCUGCCAAGAAGACCUGGUUCAACCGAACACUGAGUUCCAUCAAGACCGUCACUGGGACCCAGGGCAAGGAGACCACCUAACCUAACAUCCUCAACACCCCAUCACCUAGUUUUACCCAGACCAUGUCUGGAGCUCAGUGCUACUCACCACACUGAAACCUCUGGACCCCUAACUUAACCCACCGGGCCAUAACUUUAACUUGAACAUUGACUGUUAAGACCCAGGAUGACCAUUACUACAGACUGUGUUAUUUGUCCCUCUUUAAAAAAUGUCCUUGUGUUUCCUUCCUGAUCUAAUCACCGCACCCAUUUCUUUGCCUCUCCACCCAAAAAUGACUACAGCCAACCGCACUGAUGAGAAGAGGUUGAAAAAUGUAAAGUACAGUGGUACCAUUUUCCCCAGAGAAACAAUGUGCUUCCAUCGGUCACACAGAAAGAAAAGCAUAUAAAAAAGAGAAAUGCUUCAUUAAAUUUCUGUCUUUGUACUGCUGAUAUUAAAGACCCGCAGAAGGAAGGUUGGACAUCAGAACUGUAUCUGUCCUGACGGGAUAGAGAAGAAAACACUCCGUCCUUCCUUGCUGUUCUGCGCGCUACCCUCUAAACUACUGGCACAGAUGAAACCAGUCCCUGUACAUGAGUUUUUUUUGUUUUGUUUUAGGUACGAGAGCUAAUAGACGCUUUUCAAAACUGAGCUUUUUCUAAUUUACGUUGAACAAUAACUUUCUUUUUCUAUGUAUGUACAUGAAUGUGCUUAUGUAAAGAGGAAACGUGUGUGUAAGUGCGCAUGUUUGUUUGUUUUUAUGUUUUUGUGAGGUGUAUGUUCAUGUGUGUGUGUGAGAAGAAAACAAACAUGGUUGAAUGCAUAAAUAAUUGACUGAUAUAACGUUAAGCUGUGCGUGUGUGUGUUUGUGUGUGUCUGUGCGUGUGUGUGUGUGUGUGUGUGUGUGUAUAACUAAAGUUGGGAGAGUAUUGUGUUGAAAGUCCAAGGAAAGAAAAAGCACUAAGGUUAUGAAUGUGUGCAUGCAUGUAAGAGGAAAAAAAAAGUUGUCCAGUUUCUUUAAAUGUUCAAAUGUGUAUAUGAAUGAUGCUAAAGAGAAGUUUGCUGACAAAGCCUUGAUAUGAAGGUCGAUGAAGAUGAUUUUAGUGGAUAUGAAAAUGUAAUUUACAGAAAAAAAAAAAACCCAGAAGCAUAAGAGCUGUUGUGGUUACCAACAGCAACAUUGAUUUCCUCACAAAAACCUUCAGACAUAAAACAUUUCAGAGCUUUGUUUGGUUUGGAUCUCCCAGCACAAAGAAACUUAAAAAAGCUCCAAACCAUGCAAACCUCUGCAUGUGUUACACAGUAUGUUUAUGUAUGUUGUCCACCCCUCAAGUGAUGCGACGCUUCUUAAAAACGUGGCUCAGUGUGACGCCAAAAAUGGGAAAACACGCACACGCACACACACACAAAGGCAAAAUGUUGUAAUUACUACUGCAGUUGAACACGCCUUUAAAAAAAACCUACCGCCCUCUUCCCUGGAGCCAGCUGCUGUGUGGGGUUUGACCUUUGACCUCAACUUGGCAGGUCAUGUUUGAUAGGUUGUAGUGCAGGGUGGCAUGCUGUGUUGUGUUAAGUUUGUCAGGCCUUUUGGGAUUUGGUUUACCACUACACAUACCAACACUGAAUUACUAUGUAGAUACACACUGUACAGAAGAAAAACACACUCAGUGGCCACUUUGUUUGGAACACCUGCUCAUUACUGCAAGUUCUCCAAAACACGCACGACGAGGCCAAAAGGUUUCGUUACUACUGAGAAAACUUUUAGGACGACGUGUAAUCUGAAAGACGGUAUCAUUACCGAGGCAACAGAAGAGUGGUCAUCUUCAUACAGAACGGCGAGAAUAAGAAACCAUUGAUAGUACUCUGGGCAAAAACGCCUUGUGGGAAUGGCCUGAAAUAUGUUAAAAACUAACAAGAAAGCCACAAAAUUCUGUCAACGCAUGACUUGUUGAAUAUUAAACAUGAGUCAACAGUUCUGAGUUUUGGUUAGAACAUAUUUCAUGAUGAUAGGGUAGAGAUUUAGCAUAAACAGCUUCAAUCUUGUGUUGUUUAAAAGGUCCAAUCUGGUGGUGUGAUAGUGAGGAAAGUGUUGACGCAGCGUACAAAAAGCUGUGUCACUGUCCGAGCGUGUCUUCUCACGGCUGUGUGACAAAGCGCUUAUCGUGUCAAGACGGCUGCAGGAGCGUGACAGAAAUGUGUAUUUAUACCAGCUGCCUGCGUUCGACACAGUAGAGCACCUUUGGGAUAAGAAGGAAGAGGUAAAUCACGGCACGGGCAUCUCACUGUUCGCAAAUAUCUGGAGGAAUUGAUCGACUUUAUCGAACCGGCGUGAAGUAAAAUCCCUGUGAAACAUUCCUAAACACCUUUUAAUGAAUUCAUGCCUCAAAGAAUUCAGAGUAUUAAUGAUGCAAAAGCAGAAUUGGAAGUGGCCACUGAGUGUAUUUACACACACACUGUUGUGAACGUGGGGGCAGAAAAGUCACACACAUUAAGAAACUUGUCAACUGCCAGAAGUGUAACUCUGCACCUGAAGAGUAGAUCAGUAUCACUCGAGUUCAAAUUGAAGUCACCAGAGGUCAAACUGGCAAGCACUCUAAAUCAGUCCAGAGGGGACCGGGAGUACAGGGGGAGGGGGUCUAACAACUGCUUGCUUGUGUGUUUUCAUAUUUAGCUGACCCGAAAGGGGCCUAGAAAUAUUCCAAUUUCUAUUCUAAUCAUAUUAGACUGAAAAUAAAAGAGAAAUAACUAUAUUUCCUUUCCAGCCUAAAAUAAACUUUACUGUAAAUUGCGUCUAACUUGAAGGUGGAAUCUGAUUCGCUGGAAUCUACUUGUGAUGUCAGAGGAAAAGUCCAGAUGACAGAAACAAAGGGCCGUUCCUCUAAAGGCACUGGGUUGUAUAUAACGAACAUUAAAAAAAUGAAUAUGGAGUUUUUGUUUAUGAUUUUCUACUCUGUAACUAUAACUAAUGUUGCCUACUUGUACCUACCUACCUGCUGCCGUGCUACAGUUUAAUCUACCACAAUGUUUUCUGUUUUUUUUUAAUGUUUAUUUUGCUCCGAGCUUCUCAGUCAGACUGCUGUUUGGUUAAUUAAAUGCCAAAACGUAGCUUUAUCAUCCAACAACAAAAACAUUAUCAACGUGUGGAAAUUGUAAUAGUUUAGGAUGCAUUGUGUAUACUUCAUGAAUUUCAAUAUAAAGA
Messenger RNA from Scomber japonicus (chub mackerel), 6632 nucleotides. RefSeq names its product rab GTPase-activating protein 1. The transcript is spliced from 27 exons. NCBI's taxonomy places the organism in Eukaryota, Metazoa, Chordata, Actinopteri, Scombriformes, Scombridae. Bases 202 to 3474 code for a protein of 1090 amino acids. The record is from RefSeq and is a predicted model, not a curated record.